AGUAAUUUAAUUCCUGUAGAAUCUUCAUAGCCGCGCUCAAAUACAUCACAGUGAGGGAUGAUGGCUGUUCUCUCCAUCCUCCUUCUGCUGGCUCUAACAGAUGCAGCCACAGGUCUGUUCUUGAGAAAACACAUUUAUCAAACUACGCAAUUGUCCUGGACUGAUGCUCAGACAUACUGCAGAAAUAAUUUUGUAGAUCUGUCAAUUCUUGAGACACAAGGGGAAUUCGACAGUUUUGUAAAUCAAACAGUUGGUCAUGAAUCUGACAAAUGCUGGAUCGGCCUUAGUAAAAAAACAAGUGAGACAACAUUUACCCAGUGGUCUGAUGGAAGUGCACUGCAAUUCUCAAAGUGGAAAAGUGGGCAGCCUGACCAUACUGACACUGAAGACUGUGUGUUUACUAGCAAUAGUCAGUGGGAAAAUGAAGACUGUACAAAAACUAUGAGCUUUUCCUGCUACACUUGGACACCUCAGAUGAUUGUGGUGCAGGAGAUGAAGAACUGGGACGAGGCUCUGGUGCACUGCAGAAUGCACUACACUGACCUGGUAAGCUUCACCACAGAGACAGAUCACUUUCUGGUCAACAACAGGUGUAUGGAUAUUCUGAUGCCUACUUUCUGGACCGGUCUACGCUUCAUGGACGGCUUGUGGUUCUGGGUGAACCAGGAGUCCCUGGAGAACCUGACUUCAGUGCCUUCAUGCCCUGCCAAGCCUUUCCGGUGUGGAGCGCGAAACAUUAGAGAUGGCGUCUGGGAGAACAGAGACUGCGAGGAGAAAAUGAACUUCAUUUGCUACCAUAACAUUUGAACUCACUCCAUAAAAGAUGAAGAGACAGGCAGAAGACGAAGAAGAAAUGAAGAACAGAGACUCUCAGCAGAUUAAUAUCAAUGAAAUAGCGUAUAAUAUUGUAAACUGAAUUAUUAAAUUAGAAUUGUUACACCAGUACUCAUUACUUACUCCAAUACUAUCUUUAAGAGUUAAAUUAUGCUGUAGUAAAUAGUUUUUUAAGUAGAUGUUUGUUUAAUUCACCGUAAAGCAUACUGUAACCGUUGCCCAUAGGUAUAUGCCGUAUGAUAUAUGACGAUAUGUUAUAAGCUUUUUCCGAGUACAUGAAAGGAUAUUUGCAUUUUAUCCUC
Pangasianodon hypophthalmus (striped catfish) is the source of this 1136-nucleotide messenger RNA. RefSeq names its product C-type lectin lectoxin-Thr1-like. The transcript is spliced from 2 exons. Lineage: Eukaryota; Metazoa; Chordata; Actinopteri; Siluriformes; Pangasiidae. Bases 58 to 807 code for a protein of 249 amino acids. The record is from RefSeq and is a predicted model, not a curated record.